This is a messenger RNA of Aureobasidium namibiae CBS 147.97, 2568 nucleotides long. RefSeq names its product Rgp1-domain-containing protein. Gene Ontology annotation, cellular component: Golgi membrane; Ric1-Rgp1 guanyl-nucleotide exchange factor complex. Gene Ontology annotation, biological process: retrograde transport, endosome to Golgi. Bases 1 to 2568 code for a protein of 855 amino acids. Lineage: Eukaryota; Fungi; Ascomycota; Dothideomycetes; Dothideales; Saccotheciaceae. The record is from RefSeq and is a predicted model, not a curated record. The transcript is spliced from 3 exons.
AUGGCGACUCGAUCCAAAGUGCGCGCGUACGUGCAGUGGAAGGACAGCAGCGUCUUCUCGGGCGAGGAGAUUGAAUGUAUCAUAAGCUUCAAGAACACAUGCGACGACAAGGACCAACACGCUCUUGACGAGCACACGACAAGCUCCCGACAGAAGCCUACACAGAGGCAGCGCACCGUCACACACUCGACUCAGCAAUUGUCGACCGUCCCAUCCGUCGCUCCAUCAGUCGCCGGCUCGAGAACACGCUCGCAUCGACCAACCCUCUCCUUGUCCGUCUACCCGCCGCCCUCGAAUGCCCACCAAAGAGUGCCUAGCCAUGCCGCCAGCAACACAACCAACACGACGCGCAAUGUGCCCACUCAUGCCCGAUCUCUGUCGAUAAUGUCCAUGGGCAGUGACAAUGCAGCCGCAGCCAAUUCUCACAACGUUCGGCGGCCUCCUGCUCGUGGUCAUGGCCGCUCGGCCAGCAUGCAGGUCCUCUCGCGCACACCCUCGUACCAAGCUCCCUCGCUGUCCUUCAGCUCCUACAGAAAUCCAUCGCCCUUACAGAGUCAACACCCGCCGCUGACCCGUCGUACUUCGGGCAUCCGUACCGCUCCUGGCACUCCUGCCUUCAACUUCCCUUCUCCAACCACUGCUCAGCAUCCAUCUGCGAGCAAUACCUCUCCUCAGAGACGCCCUUCUGCCUCGCACAUGAUGCCUCCGCCGCGACAUCCCUCUGCCUCCUCUGCUUCUUUUCCUCCUCCAACCUUCUCCAUUCCACCCGAAUCUCCUGAUACUUCGCGUCGAGGCUCCCCUGCUCUUGGUCGCUCUCCAAUGCCCGAGUUCCAAUUCCCUCUCAGAAGUCCUGCUCCUCCACAAAGACCACUUCCACUACCCUCUCCAAAACUUCCUGACGUGUCGCCCUCAUCCGCCAACCCGCUUUCGCGCAUCAUAUCCGAGUCUGGCGCCAAUGACACUCCUCGUACUAGCAGCGACUUCUACUCUCUUACGAAUCACUCGUCUGAGACUGCUUCUUCCGAUGCAGGCCCACCACCACCAAGCCGCAUGCUACCAAAACCACUCAACGGCCGGAUACGGCAAGCCCCACCAACCAGUAUGCCUAGGAAUCAAGAGCCUGAGAUUCUGAUGAUGGGCUACGCUCAAACUAUGGGUUCCUUCAUCCUUGACGGCUCACUGGUAAAUCAAGCUCCUUUUGAGGAUGUCAAAAGAAAAGGUGUCGUCGGCGGGCAAGGCGGUGGUGGUGUAGUGGGCGUGGAAAAAUCAAAGCGACAGAGUGGCAUGUUUGGCUUUGGAUGGGGGAACAUAGGCGAGAGUCUGGGUGGUCUCCUGGGUGGUGGUGAGAUGAGCAGUAUCCAAGAGAUGCGAAGUGUCGCAAGCUCAAAGACUGUCCCACUGCUCAGCACUCCUCAGUCCAUCCUCUUCGUCGAUCUGCGUCUUGCACCAGGUGAGACAAAGAGCUACUCUUAUCGUUUUCGCUUACCGCGAGGACUACCACCCUCUCACAAAGGUCGAGCCAUCAAGGUACAGUAUCAUCUGACUCUGGGUAUUCAGCGACCUGGAGGGAAACAGCAGGUCAAACAUAUAGAGAUCCCCUUCCGUGUGCUUGGCAGCGUCAACAAUCGAGGAGAAAUCCUGGGCCAUGACUUGAUGUCUCCCUACAUACUAUUGAACGACAAGGCCAGAAGUCAAAGUAUAGCUCUGAGCGGAUCGAACCCUCGAUUUCCCUCUGCAAAGUCGCCAUCAGAACGAAGAGCGUCGUCCUCGUUGACGGACGACUUUCUCUCAUACACGGAUCAGCUGUUGGCGAAACCUGCAUCCGAGUCUGGCGCACUAUUAUCGCCCACUGCCGAGAAGCCUUCGCGUAGACGGUCAUCGCUGGACGAGAUACUGCCGAACAAUACGAAAGAGGCCAUAGACAUGGCUAUCCUGAGAUCAAACAUCGCAUCCGGAUCAUCGGAUCAACUCACACAAUCCAGCAACCGCUUUACCAUUUCUCGAGGAGGCCAGCUCGUCGCUAUAAUAACCAUUGUACGACCAUUCUACCGCUUAGGUGAAACAAUCACCGGCAUCAUUGACUUCAUCCCUCCUACGCCCGAACCCGAUACCGAGGCAGACCAAAUCCCAAGUUAUGGCAUCAACGUGUGGCUAGAAACCACCGAACGCGUGGAUCCAAGUCUGGCCUUACGCUCAUCGUCUUCCGUGCAGCGAGCAACCAGAAAGGCACAUGCCCAUGUCAGCGAAAACGUACUUUUUGCCCGCAGGGUCUCCUUCAGACUUGAAGUGCCUACCACAGCCACACCCACCUUUGAGACCACAGGUGUGCAAUUGGACUGGAGAGUCAGGAUCGAAUUUGUGACUGCUCGAGUACGACCAAAAGCAGCUCGUGGGUUGGAGGCCGGUCUGCUGGAAGAAGUGGGUAGGGAUGAAAGAGGUGUGGUGAGAAUUGCAAAGGAACGACUUGUUGCCGAAACCUUUGAGGUCGCUGUACCUAUACGUGUUUAUGGUGUCACUGGGACAGAAAUCGACAAGCGCGAGGCCGAGACCGAUGGCCUGGAAGUCUGA